Molecule: messenger RNA, 6837 nt
Organism: Salmo salar (Atlantic salmon)
Lineage: Eukaryota; Metazoa; Chordata; Actinopteri; Salmoniformes; Salmonidae
Product: phospholipid-transporting ATPase VD
Biological process (GO): phospholipid translocation
Cellular component (GO): plasma membrane
Molecular function (GO): ATPase-coupled intramembrane lipid carrier activity; magnesium ion binding; ATP hydrolysis activity
Source: RefSeq, a predicted model, not a curated record
UUCGUUACAGUGACAUCGUUUGGCAGGCUUGAAAUAAAUAAUAAAAAAAUGUUACUGAAUGAACCACCCAUCUCUUGUGGGUAGUGGCGUUCAGCUCGUCUUUUUUAUACCCCGGAACAGCACUCUUAUCUCGUGAUUCAUGAUGCUGCGCAAGUGAUGUUAUUUUUUUAAAUAUAUUCGCGCAAGUAUGAGUAGGCCUGCUUUAUCUAAUGUAAAUGAUCAAAACAGGUAAUGUGAUGUGACCGCUACAGAUUGUAUUUGUUUUGUUUUACGACACAGCUCUCUGCUCUCAGCACAGCGAACAAUGAAUAUUACAGGAAAAACAGCACUGUAAGCGGCCCUAAGGCAACAGAAGACCAGGUCUGGCCACCCAGGCCCAGGGAGGGUGCAGGGUUCUGGGUGUAGGGUGCCCUGACCACUGGGCCUAUGGAGCAGAUCCACUGGGUGAGACGCCGCUGGCAGCAGCUGGUGGCCGCAGAUUCAGGUCGAGGCCAGUACUCGGCCCCUGCCGCCCUACCCACCAAGAGUUCCCCAGUGCUCCACAACACACAGCUGCUCACCGGCAAACGGAGGACGGUCAUCGCCCGGCACGGACGCCACCAGCAUGAGUACCACAGCAUCUCCAAGGGGUGCCAGGGCAACGGCAUCCGCACCACCAAGUACAGCCUUCUGAGCUUCAUUCCCAUGAACCUGUUCCAGCAAUUCCACAGGGUGGCCAACCUGUACUUCCUGUUCCUGGUGAUGCUGAACUGGAUCCCAGUGGUGGAGGCUUUUCAGAAGGAGAUCACUAUGAUUCCCCUGGUAGUGGUGCUCAUCGUCAUCGCCAUCAAGGAUGCCCUGGAGGACUACCGCCGCUACCGCUUUGACCAGAAGGUCAACAACAACAUCGUUACAGUGUACAGCGGGAAACAGCAGACGUAUGUGGACCAGCGUUGGCAGGAUGUCCAUGUGGGGGACUUUGUCCGUCUGUCCUGUAAUGAGAUCAUCCCUGCAGACAUGCUGCUGCUGUACUCCUCUGACCCCCACGGCGUCUGCUACAUCGAGACGGCCAACCUGGACGGGGAGACCAACCUCAAACAGAGACAACUGGUCAGAGAUCUGCCACGACAGGGUUCUGAGUUGACUCCAGAGAACUUCCACAGCCGCAUUGAAUGUGAGAACCCCAACAACGACCUCAGCCGGUUCCGAGGUUUCAUGGAGUACCCCAAUAAGGCUCGUGUGGGCUUACACAACAACAACCUCCUUCUGCGAAGCUGCACCAUCCGCAACACGGAGACCGUCAUAGGCAUUGUGGUCUAUGCAGGUCACGAGACCAAAGCCAUGAAGAACAACAAUGGACCGAGGUAUAAACGCAGUAAAUUGGAGCGCAGGCUGAACGUGGACGUGCUGUGGAGCGUUGUCCUGCUGGUCAUCAUGUGUCUGACUGCAGCUAUAGGCCAUGGUCUCUGGCUCAGGAACCUGAAGGACGCUUCCUUUCUGAUCCCUGACACCACGUCUCCUGCCCUGUCUGGCUUCUACCUGUUCUGGACCAUGAUCAUAGUUUUACAGGUGCUCAUCCCCAUCUCCCUGUAUGUGUCCAUCGAGAUCGUCAAACUGUGUCAAAUCUUCUUCAUCCAGAACGACGUGGACUUCUAUAAUGAGUAUAUGGACUCCAGGAUCCAGUGUCGGGCCCUGAACAUCACAGAGGACCUGGGUCAGAUUCAGUAUGUGUUCUCAGACAAGACUGGCACGCUGACAGAGAACAAGAUGGUGUUCCGGCGCUGCACCAUUGCUGGGGUGGAGUACCCCCACGAGGAAAAUGCGCGGAGGCUUGAAGUGUACGAGGAGGAUGAGGCGAUGGGUUGCUCCCACACGCUCAAGUCACGUGCCAGCGCCAAGUCCCUGAGCUGCAAGUCACUCAGCUGCAACCGCAGCUCUGUGUCCCUGCACACACUGACAGGCCACUCUGAGGGGGAGGAGUCACCCAGCCCCACCCUGCCCCGACACAGCGCCUUCAGUAGCCCCAUGGAGAAGGAUAUAGUCCCAGACCCUUUCCUGGUUCAGAAGCUGAACUGUCUGUCCUCUCCGCUCUUCCUUCUGAGGGACGCCAGUAUGGAGCUCACCUACAUCGUUGACUUCUUCAUGGCUCUGGCCAUCUGCAACACGGUAGUGGUGUCUUCUCCCAACCAGCCCCGCCAUGUGGUCCAGGUGCCUGAGGUCUCCCGUACCCCCCUUAAAUCCCUGGAGGACAUCAAGAUGCUAUUCCAGCGUUUUGGCCUCCCCCGCUUCUCCACACUCUCUCCUCCCCACACUACAGAGAGCCCUCGCAGCUUCACACGCAGGCUCUUUUCCAGAGGCAAAGCAGCCUCCUUCACCCCCAGCCCCUCCCCUACCCCCACCAAGCUGGGUACAGAGCCAGACGGGGAGCCUAACCUUGAGGCCUCCAUCCUAAGUAUCAAACCAGGGCUGGAUGGGGUCCCUGGAGGGGAUGGGGACCAAGGGUAUGAGGAGGAGGAGGGAGAGCAUGGCUCUUGGAAAGAUGAAGAGGACAAGAUGUUACACCUCAACCCAGGGGCCUGGAGUGGGCUGGAGAACUCAAACGGAGCCGAAGGCCCUCCCUGUGAACCUGGGGCAGAUGAACUGAUCUAUGAGGCGGAGAGCCCUGACGAGGCGGCUCUGGUCCACGCGGCCAGGGCCUACCGCUGCACCCUGCAGGGACGCUCACUCGAGCGCCUUCUGGUGGAGCUGCCAGGGAUGGGCAGCCUGGCUGUGCGCCUGCUCCACAUCCUGCCCUUCGACUCCACCCGCAAGAGGAUGUCUGUGGUGGUCCGCCACCCGCUCACCAACCAGGUGGUGGUCUACACCAAGGGAGCCGACUCGGUCAUCAUGGACCUGGCAGAGUCACCUAAAGGUGCUGAGCAGUCAGACGGGAGACAGGGUCACAUCAGAGAACAAACCCAGAAACACCUAGACAACUACGCCAGGGAAGGCCUUCGCACCCUCUGCAUCGCUAAGAAGGUGUUGGAGGAGGAGGAGUAUGAAAUUUGGUUGAAGCGUCAUGCAUUUGCUGAGACCAGUAUAGAGAACAGAGAGGAGCUUCUACUGGAGUCUGCACAGAGACUGGAAACCAACCUCACCCUACUGGGGGCAACAGGGAUUGUGGAUAGAUUGCAGGAAGAGGUGCCAGAGACCAUUGAGGCACUACAGAGAGCAGGGGUCAAAGUAUGGGUCCUCACAGGGGACAAACAAGAGACUGCCAUAAAUAUCGCCUGUGCCUGCAAACUGCUCAGGUCCACAGACCAACUGCUGACUGCUAACUGUGGUAGCAAGGAGGCCUGCAAGGCCUUGUUGCUGGAGCUGCGGGCGGAGGUGGAGUGUGGCGAGGCAGCUGAGGGCAUGUCAGGCUUCACCCUGGUGGUGGAUGGGCGCACGCUGGACUUCGCCCUGCAGGAGGACCUGAAAGGGGACUUCCUGGAGCUGAGCCGGCGCUGCAGGGCCGUGGUCUGCUGCCGCUCCACCCCACUUCAGAAGAGCCAUGUGGUACAACUAGUACGGGACCAGCUCCGAGUCAUGACCCUCGCCAUAGGUGAUGGAGCCAACGAUGUCAGUAUGAUCCAGGUAGCAGAUGUUGGCAUUGGGAUAUCUGGCCAGGAGGGCAUGCAGGCUGUGAUGUCCAGUGACUUUGCCAUCUCCAGGUUUAAACACCUCCGCAAGCUGCUGUUGGUCCAUGGCCACUGGUGCUACACACGCCUGGCCAACAUGAUUCUCUACUUCUUCUACAAGAAUGUGAUGUAUGUGAAUCUGCUGUUCUGGUACCAGUUCUUCUGUGGUUUCUCGGGGAGCGUCAUGACCAACUCCUGGGUGCUCAUCUUCUUCAACCUCCUCUUCACCUCCGCCCCUCCCCUUCUCUACGGGAUCCUGGACAAAGACGUGUCUGCAGAAACCCUCAUUAAGUUUCCGGAGCUCUACAAAUCCGGACAGAAUUCCAAGGCCUACCUCCCUUCUACCUUCUGGCUGACGAUGCUGGACGCUCUUUACCAAAGCCUUGUCUGUUUCUUCAUUCCUUACUUUGCAUAUGCAGGGUCAGAUGCAGACAUGCUCUCCUUUGGGUCUCCCAUCAACGCCUCGGCCCUCCUCAUCAUCCUACUACACCAGGUCAUCGAGAGCCGCACACUGACAUGGCUACAUGUGUUAGUUCUGGUGGGUAGUGCUCUCUUCUACUUCUCUUUCACCCUGGUCUUCAGUGUGGUGUGUGUGACAUGUAGUCCCCCCACCAAUCCCCUUGGUGUGGACAAGCUCCAGAUGUCCCAACCACUCUUCUAUGGAGUGUGUGGCCUCACCACCGUGCUGGCACUGCUACCAAGAUUCCUGUUCCAUGCAUUGUGCAACAGCAUCUCCCCCACUGACACACUGAAGGCUGCUCUGAUGGACCAGCUCAACCCAGACAACUACUGUAGGAGGAUGCAGCGCUGGAACCAGACCCAGGCCCAGAGUAAAGCCAGGGGCCUCGUCAUCAACGUGGAAGACUUGGACAUCAAGAUCCCUGACUUUAUACUCCCUAAAGAGCUGAAGGAAUGCAGAGCUGCCACUGGCUCUGUGUUCUCCUGACCUCAGAGGCUACAGGAGAUGGCUACCAUAGAAAUAGAAAGAAAAGAAUAGUUCCCAUUCAAGUCAUUGAUGGCAUAAUUGGUGGACAUGUGGCCAUUGUGAGUGUACUCAUAGGAGCAAAGAAGGAAGUAAAAGCAGGAAGUAGAAGCUGGAAAUGUACCCAUCAAUCUGUGCUGUGAUUUGUUGAAUUAACUCAACUGACAUUACAAAAAAUACAUUCCAUUGCAUGAGCCACAUCAGUUAACAUCAUUUGAAUGAACAUUAUACAUUAACAUGGAAAUUCUUUCAUCACAAUACCAGGCAGGCAUUGCUAGAGUACCCAUGAGUUUACCAGUCAAAUUGCAAGGGUUAGAGGUUCCAAGUCUGUGCUAUUCAUUAUUUACAUGGUGGCUACAGGGUUCAACCCUAACACCCUUCAAAGCUAGCUGGCUAUCCAGGGCAAAGAGAUGGAUGUUUCUCAUGUGCCUAGAGUGGCAUUAACAUGGAGUCAUGGUCCCUUGAGAAAAGAUUGGUGAUGUGGACACCUAGAUAUUCAUAAACGUGUCUGCUGUACGGUAGAACUUUGACACAAUCCAGUGUCCAUGGUGAAGAGGCCCCUUCAUAGUGCACUACACCCGAACACUGCUAGGUGUGGUCCACUCUGGCCCUCUUCAGUGUGCACUGAGCAUGUAGAGAACAGAAUGCUAUUAGUUAUCAUUAUUAGUUAUCAAAGCGCUGCUUUGUUGAGAAGGGUGGAAUUGUAUGCAGGAGUGGUUCAUGUUUGGAAUGUGUUUACAAUCCUUGAGCUGCCUACACUUAUUUUUAAAGUUCACAUCAAGCUAUGACUCCUUUUUUUGUUUAGGCACAACUCUUCGACGUUGGCGUUUCUUCAACAAACACUUCAAAAUAACAUUGUAAAUUAUGCAUUUGAAGAGCUAGACCAAAUCAAAAUGCUGUAAAGUGGCCUUUUCCUCCUGAAUCACACUUGAAUUCAUUUGACUGGAGUUGAAAUGGAUUUGGCAUGGACCUGACCUUUCUCACCACUGUUUCCCUCUGACCUGUAGUUGAGUAAAGCAGUCCACUAAAACAUGGGAUAUAUUUAUUUAACAUGUAUUUCCUUGUUGAGAUGCAAUCUCUUUUUGAGAAAGUCCUGACCAAAGUGGCAGCACAUGUUUAGUUACAAGACAAGAACCAAAAUGCUAUGUACAGUUACACACUGACAAAAUGAAAAUGAAAUGUGGGAAUUGAUUGAGGGCAUGGGGCUUCUAAAGCAAGACAACCAAAAGUGCAACUUAGUAGGCCUAAGUGCAGGAGGAGGAUUCAGGUAUGGCCCUCUAUAUGUGAAGUAGGCAGUGGUGUAAAGUACUUCAGUAAAAAUACUUUAAAGUACUACUUAAGUUGUUUUUUGGGGAUAUUUUUACUAUUUAUAUUUUUGACAACUUUUACUUUACUACAUUCCUAAAUAAAACAAUGUACUUUUUACUCCAUACCUUUUCCCUGACACCCAAAAUAAUCAUUACAUUUUGAAUGCUUAGCAGGACAGGAAAAUUGUCCAAUUCACACACUUAUCAAGAGAACAUUCCUGGUCAUCCCUACUGCAUUUGAUCUGGUGGACUCACUAAACACAAAUGCUUUGUUUGUAAAUUAUGUCUGAGUGUUUGAGUGUGCCCCUGGGUAUCUGUAAAUUAAAAAACACAUUGUGGUUUGCUUAAUAUAAGGAAUUUGAAAUGAUUUAUACUUUUGAUACUUAAGUAUAUUUUAGCAAUUACAUUUACUUUUAAUACUUAAGUAUACUUAAAACCAAAUACUUUUAGACUUUUACUCAAGUAGAAUUUUACUAGGUGACUUUCACUUUUACUUGAGUCAUUUUCUAUCAAGGUAUCAUUAAGUAUGACAAUUGGGUACUUUUUCCACCACUGGAAGUAGGCUUUACAAAUGUUCUCUUGAGUUUGCCUGGAUAAGGCAUUGGCAUUCAUAUCUACUUCUGAGAAGUGACGUUUUUCUCUACCACAUGCAAUUCUGACCUGGUUAGGUCUUUUUUAGACAGAUCAUCCUCAGUAUUUUAUGUGGUAACAUUAGACUGAUGUAAAAAAAAAUAUAUAUAGAUUUUUACAGUACAAUCCUGCAUAUCAAAUCCUGUACAACAGCUGAUUUGAAUAUAGUCCAAUUGGAAAAGUUUCAGAGCAAUGAUUAGAAAUCAUUAUUUUAUAUCAACUUAAUUCCAAAUGUGUGUACUGUAUCAGAUAUUGGUAUAAAUACAUUAGCAACUCA